AUGAUGCCCCUCCUAAACCAGGAGUAGUCGUUUCCAUAGAGACACGGCUUUCCAUGGCCAGUGAUGCUAAAGCGUUAUUGUUGCCUCGUUUAAAGUUCAACAAUGUCAAAGCUGUCUGCUGAUGAUGAGUUGCAAUUACAAACGCUCCUCAAGCAGCUUCUGAGAAGCAUCAGUGACAAGAUCUCUGGAGCACCAUCCCCUGAAAGUGCUGAAGAGAUCCUCCUCUGUUUGGAGGAGACUGACAAGAACUUCCACAACUAUGAGUUUGUCAGAUACCUCCGCCAGCAUGUGGAGAGCUCUAUGGGGACGGUGGUGGAGGAGGAAAUACAGAACUUAACCAGAGGAGGACAACAUGCAGUUGGAUCGGCACAUGACACCUUAAUUCAAGCUGCGACUCGGAGAACAAGAAACUCGGCUCAGUACCGUCUGAUGAUACAGACAUUAAAAAACACCAUGAUGGUGGUUGUGGAGUCUCUAAUCAACAAGUUUGAGGAAGACCAGCUGAGAAAGGAGGAGAUGAACAGAGCGAUGGAGCGGUGUCAGUCCAGCAGCCAGUACGCCGAUAACUGCUCAGACAGCGACUCCUCCUUCAACCAGAGUUAUGCUUUCAUCAGACAGGAGCAGCUGCAGGCGCUGGCGGAAAAACUUGACCCCAGCAAGCCCAAAGAGGUGCGGCGUGAGGCUCUGCAAGCUCUCUGCGGCGCUCCUCUUUCUGACGUUCUGAGCUGUGAGAGCUGGAAAACUCUGCAAGCGAACCUCUGUGCAGCUCUGACUGAACCUGACCUCAGCGAGAAUGUGCUGCGUUUCUUAGCUAAAAGCUUCUCCUCAUCUCCGCUGAACGUGACGCGAGAAAUCUACACCAGCUUCGCAAAGAGUGUAGAAUCAGGCUUUCGGUCUCAGGAGUUAAGCUUCCCUACUGGAUCAGCUACUGUCGACAUUAACACUCCUCAGAUCAGUCGUCUCCUCAAACAGGUUCGACUCAUGAAUGACUUUCAGAAAGAUGUGACGACCUUCUGGAUCCGUCACCCAGAGAAAUAUAUGGAGGAGAUUAUAGAGAGCACAUUCUCCCUUCUGUCCAUCUAUCAUGAAUGUGGCUCCAAUAGAGCAGAGAGAACACUGGAACCGGUCCACUUGCUGUCCUUACUCGAUAUUAAAGCUACCUGGUUUAAUAAAUGGAUGCACGGCUACUACAGCAGGGCGGUGGUUUUCAGGCUCCUGGAGAAAAAAUACAAGUCUCUGGUAGCAGAAGCUCUUCAGCAGGGCUUGCAUUAUAGUGAGUUGUUUGAAUGCGACACCAGUGAGGCCGAUGACCCUGGUUUGUCUCAGAGGAGCGUUUAUACCAGAAAGGAGCUUGAAUAUUCAUUCUUUGUUCACUCUCUGUGUGUCCUGGGUAAACUCAUCAUCUACACCGACGGACGAAAACUCUUUCCCGUUAAAAUCAGGACGCACAAAGAUCCAGUUACUCUCACAGACUUUAUUGUCAUCCUGAUUAACAUCAUGUAUCAACACCCCCGACCUUUGAGCAGCGACACCUCCCUGACAGACUCCUUGUCGCCCAGCAGUCUGGUGAUGGAGGUGCUCGGGAUGUUAUGUGAACGAACAGAAUGUGCUGCUGAUUGUCUUUACCAGACUCCUGUCAUUGAAACCCUGGUUUCACCUGUUGUUGCGCUACUUACUGAACAACGGACUAACUUGAAGUAUCCCGCAGCAACACAGAUCCUCAUUGCUGAUAUUCUGGCCCGCAUCGCAAAUACAGACAAAGGGUUAGAGAUUUUCCUAUAUGAGAAGAACCUUCUUGGUGCCCACGGUGAAAAAACAGUCGCCGCUCACAUCAUCGUACAGUUCACGCUGAGGCUGCUGAGUCAAGCCCUGCCAUCUCUGAGUGAAUCAGAUGAGUCUCAUUCGUUAUGUGGAGCUUUCCUCUUCGUCUGUAGGCAGAUGUACAACACCUGUGAGGGUCUGCAGGUCCUGCAAACUUACUCUCUGCACAAGGCCAUCGCUGCAGCAUGGCAGAAGACAAGUUCUUUAUCAGAAAGGAUUUCGACCCCCGUUUCUGGAGUUUGUACUGGAUCAUCCACCCAAGAAAUGGCAAACAUGCUCGUCUGGGAAGAUACUUUGUUGGGCAGUCUUCUGAACUUUGCUGCAACCCCUAAAGGCCUUUUGCUGCUACAGCAGACAGGAGCCAUCCAGGAAUGCGUGUCCUACAUGUUCUCCCGCUUUAGCAAAAAACUACAGGUGAGUCGCUGUGAGAAGUUUGGGUACGGAGUAAUGGUGACACAGGUAGCUGCGACUGCCCCAGGGGUUGCAGCUCUGCACAGUUCAGGUUUUGUCACAUCGCUGGUUGUAGAGCUGUGGUUGGCUCUCGAAAGUGGGGCUGACGAUACCAGAGUUGCGCAUCCCAGACCAACACCUAUGGACCCCAUAGACAGAAGCUGCCUGAAGUCUUUCUUGUCCUUGGUCAACCUCCUGUCCUCCUCCCUCGCCGUGUGGGAGCUUCUGGGCCGACAGCUUUUAGCUAACAAGAGUGAAUACACCCUGCGAGAGACGCCAACUUCCAUACCUGAUUUGAUUGACAGGCUCGUUGCUGUGAAUUCAGAUGUGAAGAUCCAUUCCCUGUUCCACUACGAGCAGUCUCAUACGUUCGGCCUGAGACUGCUCAGUGUGCUCUGCUGCUGCUUGGACUCCUUCCUGCUGCUGGAGAGCCAAUAUAACAUCUUCUCCAUGCUGGUGCAGAGACAGAGGGAAAACGUCACUGACCAAGACACCACAGAGGGGGUGAUCAUCAUUGACAGUCUGUCAGUGGAGAGGAAUCACAUAUUGGUUCGUGUAAACGUGGUGGGAGGUCCAUCUGAAAGAAGGCUUCCCUCUCGUGUCCUUGAAGAGGGGGAAGAUCCAUACUCUUGGCCGAUGUUUAUAAGCUACCCACCACCCCCCUGCUAUGUUCUGAACCUUCAGGAUUUUCAAAAUAACACAAAAGAGAGUGAGAUUAGUGCAUUUCUGGCUUCCCCGAAAGAACCAAAGAAUGAGGAGAACUGGUUAGAAAUCUGCCGAAGACAUUUCUGCGAAGACAUAUCAAAAUCCAACACUCUGUCUGGAAAGGUGCUGGCUGACCUUCUGGAGAAAGUUGUUGCCCAUCUAUCCAGCUCUGCCUCAAGAUGCUUCUUCUCUCCGGCUCAGUACAAAGCGGAGGAGAAAAAUGUGAAGAGUGUUGCGUUAUCAUCUGUGGAGCAGCUGGGCAUCAAUAUAUGCUUGAGGUAUGGCUGCUCCCUACAGAUACUGCAGGAAGAUUCAAUGAGUGACUUGGAGCUGCUAAUGAAACACAUAAAGACCUACCUGUCAACACAAAGAGUUAAAACAUCAUCAGGUCUUAUAAGUCAGCAGUAUGACUAUCCAGGCCAUGACUGGCUGGCCUCCACAGUUUUUCUCAUCAUGGCUGGAAACAUGGAGCGGUCUCUGCAACUGUUACUAAACCUGUCCUCUCUGCUUUUAUCAGCGUUCAUCUGGCCUGCACGGAUACAUGCUUCAGUCUAUUUUCCUCAGAAAGUGGCUGAAUCAGGAAUCACUCCUGUCUACUGGUGCACGGCUCAUUAUGUGGAGAUGCUGCUGAAAACUGAAGUCCCUUUGGUUCAUUCUGCCUUCAGGAUGUCGGGUUUCACUCCUUCACAGAUGUGCCUCCACUGGCUUACUCAGUGUUUUUGGAACUACCUGGACUGGAGCGAAAUCUGCAUGUACAUCUGCACCUGUGCGGUGAUGGGUCCAGAUUACCAGGUUUACCUGUGUGUGGCUAUAUUCAAACACCUGCAGCCUGAGAUCCUGGAGCGCACACAAUCCCAGGAACUGCAGGUUUUCCUCAAGGAGGAGCCAAUCGCUGGUUUCAAGUUCAGCAACUACCUAGAGUUUAUGAUGGGACUGGAGCGCAGAUACAGGAAGAUAAUUCUGACAGACAUGGAUAACAUCAAGAAUCCUCAGGAGUAGAACCUUCAAAACCCUUUUUAUUUUUUUACAAAAUGAAACAUUGACCAACUGUCAUUCUUCUCUGACUUUACCAUAAGCUUUAUAUAUAUA
Molecule: messenger RNA, 4065 nt
Organism: Cyprinodon tularosa
Lineage: Eukaryota; Metazoa; Chordata; Actinopteri; Cyprinodontiformes; Cyprinodontidae
Gene: tbc1d32
Product: TBC1 domain family, member 32
Exons: 34
Coding region: 103-3975 (1290 amino acids)
Biological process (GO): non-motile cilium assembly
Source: RefSeq, a predicted model, not a curated record